AUGUCGCUCGAAGGCGAGACGCAGGGGAGCGAUAAGUGGCUCGCCCUCCGGUCCUCGCGGCUCACCGCGUCCGCGUUCAGCAACGCGUGCGGGUUCUGGCGGGGCGGUCGGAACGAGCUGUGGGAGGAGAAGCUCGGGCUGGCGGAGCCCUUCGCGGGCAACGAAGCCACCGAGUGGGGCAGCGGCAAGGAGGACGAAGCCGUGGCGGCGUACAAAAAUCUCACCGGAGCCGACGUGUCGCACAUGCUGUUCAGGGUGCUCUCGCCGGAUGAGGCCGAGCUGUGGCUGGGGGCAUCGCCCGACGGGCUCAUCGCCGCGCCGGGCGCCGCGGACGUGGACCCCGCCACCGGCGUCCCGCCCGGAGUGCUGGAGAUCAAGUGCCCGUGGAACAAGGGCGACCCGGUGGGGGCCAAGCCGUACCCUCGCGCGCCGUGGUACUACGUCCCGCAGGUGCAGGGGCUGAUGGCGGUGUUCGACAGGCAGUGGUGCGACCUGUUCUGCUACACCGUGGAGCACGGCAGCGCGAUAUACAGGGUGGAGAGGGAUCCAGAGUACUGGGCCAUGAUGUACCGCGCGCUUAGCGAUUUUUGGUGGCAGCACGUGGUGCCCGGCAAACACGCCAUAGCCGCGGGGGAGGAUCCCGAACGGUUCAGGCCGAGCGAGACGCACGCGCUGACGGACGAGCUGAAGAGGCGGAGCAGGGAGAUCAGUAACGCGGCGCAGAUGAGGCGGUACACGGCGCGGGACACCAGGGGAUCGGGGUAG
This is a messenger RNA of Micromonas commoda, 765 nucleotides long. RefSeq lists its product with no specific name. Lineage: Eukaryota; Viridiplantae; Chlorophyta; Mamiellophyceae; Mamiellales; Mamiellaceae. The transcript has a single exon. The record is from RefSeq and is a predicted model, not a curated record. The coding region runs from base 1 to 765 and encodes 254 amino acids.